This is a messenger RNA of Calidris pugnax (ruff), 2709 nucleotides long. It is a transcript of the gene TOM1L1, whose product is annotated as target of myb1 like 1 membrane trafficking protein. The record is from RefSeq and is a predicted model, not a curated record. Gene Ontology annotation, cellular component: membrane; endosome. Lineage: Eukaryota; Metazoa; Chordata; Aves; Charadriiformes; Scolopacidae. The transcript is spliced from 15 exons. Gene Ontology annotation, molecular function: phosphatidylinositol binding; ubiquitin binding; clathrin binding. Gene Ontology annotation, biological process: signal transduction. The coding region runs from base 195 to 1586 and encodes 463 amino acids.
GCCCCGCGGGGGCGGCGCUGCCGGCCCGGCCCGGCCCGCGAUCGGCAGCGAGGAGCCGCGACGGCACCUGGAGGCGGCUCCGCCCCAGUCCCAGGAAGGGAGCGACCAGCGGGGCGGAGGGGAGCGGCCGGAUCCGGCGGGACGGGACGGGGCUGCCGCCCCUCAGAGGCCGCGCGACUCUGCCGGCAGCGGCCAUGGCUUUCGGGAAGGCUCCGAAAGACCCUUUCGGCACCGCCGUGGGCAGCCUGGUCGACCGGGCGACGUGCGGAGCGCUGCAGACGGAGGAGUGGGGACAGUUCAUGCACAUCUGCGACGUGAUCAACGCGACGGAGGAGGGGCCUAAAGAUGCAGUUAAAGCGCUAAAGAAAAAGCUUUCAAAAAACUGUAACCAUAAGGAGAUCAGGCUUGCCCUGUCUCUGCUUGACAUGUGUAUAGAGAACUGUGGCCCAAGAUUCCAGUCUUUAGUUGUGAAGAAGGAUUUCUGUAAAGACAAGCUGGUGAAACUGCUGAAUCCAAGAUACAAUCUGCCGAUUGACAUGCAGGAGAGAAUCUUGACCUAUAUCAUGACGUGGGCCCGAGGUUUCCAAGGAAUGGUGGAUGUGAGCGAAGUAAAAGAAGUUUAUCUGGAAUUGCUGAAGAAAGGAGUGGAGUUUCCAUUUUCUGACUCCAGCAGAGGGGGACCUAAGGCUUCAUCUCAGCCUUCUACCAAGUCAUCACCAUCUUCUGCUACUCCUGCAAAGCGUUCUUUACUGCCUCUUCCCACAGGUCCAACGUUACUGCUGACUCCUGAGCAGAUUGGGAAACUGUACAGUGAACUGGAUAUGGCAAAAAUGAAUGUAAGAGUCAUGUCAUCAAUAUUAAAAGAAAAUGUUCCUGGGUCUGAAAAUCCGGAUGAUAUGAAUCUUUUACAGAAACUGUAUAAGACCUGUCGGAUGAUGCAGGAGAGGAUCAUGGAGUUGUUGGUGACAGUGGAGAAUGAAGACGUGAUGGUUGAGUUAAUACAAGUAAAUGAAGAUCUGAAUAAUGUCCUCCUGGGACAUGAAAGGUUCUCUCGAAACAGAGUUCGUUUUUUGGAGAAUCAAAGAAUACAACGUGAGCGCACAGAGUUGUACAGGAAACAGCCAUCUGCUCCCUCAAGUGAUCUACUUGGCCUCUCCAUAGAUUCUCCAUCUCCCGUGUCAACAGACUCUGCAGUGUCUCCUUCAGGCCUUAAUGGUAUAUCUGCAGAUAAAUCGAUGGAUGAUGCCUGGUUUUAUCCACAGCUCGAUUCAGCAGCUACUCCAAACCGUCAGCAAUUCCUAUUUGCAGCUGAAGCACAAAACAAUAAUGUAAGCAACCCAGCUGGACAUACAUAUAGCAAUUUGGCGACUCCUUUAAGCCCAGUGCCUCUGAACCCAGUAAAUCUGCAGACUGGACAUACCACAUCAUUAAAUGGACCAUCCCCAGCAGCUGCAUCAAAGAACAAGUCACCAUCACCUCAUUACUAUGAGAUCAUGGAAUUUGAUCCCUUGGCUCCCACUGAAGCUAUUUAUGAAGAAAUUGAUGCUGUGAUGAAGACAGAAGUUAAAAAGGACGCAGAAUGCUGAAAGUGGAGGUGUUUAUUUUACUGAGCACACGUUAUUCUCUGAUGCUGGUCCUGUGCAGCACUUCUUCUAACGUACAGUGAAUAACAGAACAGGUUUUGUAUUUUGACACAACAAAAUAUAUUAGAGUACUAAGCUGUGUGGAGGUUGAAGAGUUACUUGGGUCUACACCAUAAUUUGUCCUGAAUGUUCAACUGUGUAUUCUUCAAGGUGACUUGCAUGAGUAUUUUUAAAGUAUUUUAGAGGCCUUUAAAAUACAAUUGCCAAAUUCAUCUGUGUAUGAAGUAACGCUUGAUACACAAGUAAACCAAAGGACACUUGCAGCUUUUUUUCCAAGGUAACUGUUCCUUUGUAUUGCUUUACCCCUUCAUGCAGCAAACAAAACAGAAUGUUGUUUACAGAAACUGCAGAAUCCGGUUUCUAUUUUGGCCUCAUUGCUGUCUGCAUUAUUCUCCCUAGAAAUUUAUACAGGAGUUUUGAGAUGUAGGACAUUUCUAAAAUUGGGCCUCUUGAUAGCUGUCUGAAGACAUGCAGUGUUACUUUCCUACAUAUGUAGCCUGAACACAGAUUCUGGUUUCUUCUAAAAGCCCACAAUAUAGUUGGAUUUUUGUCUUGCCAAGAACCUGAGCUGGGACAUGAGGUGCCGUCAUCCAUGAUUAACAGAACAUUAAAAACCCUGCAUGUUCCUGUGUUGUUGUUGUUGUUGUUGCUUUUAUUUACUCAGUAAAUAUUGGAGGGGGAUCAAUCAUUUCUUUCAAUGUUCCUGCCCUGCAGAGAUUGCUGUUCUGGUGAAGGAAAAAAAAUAAUCAUCUACAAUGCAGAUGAGCAGCAGUUACACGUUUAGUCAAGUUGUUUAACCCUGUUAGUAACAGUUUUCUCUUUUAAUAAGUGCCUUAUCUAUUUUAAUGCUGAAUGUAAAAUGUGCACUUUAACAGGUCUAGUUCUCUGAAUUUAUAAUUGAUAUAAAAUUUGAGAACGUAGUCUAUGUUGAUAUCUAAUAAGCUUUUUGUGAAAUACUGCAUUAUAAAUGCUCAUUAACUGUUUCAGUGAUAAGUUAUCUCAGUUUCGCAAUUUUUGUAGCAUAAAAUUCCAAAUAAAAGCAAAUGCUUACUGAGAAGUUAACCAC